Messenger RNA from Fonsecaea nubica, 873 nucleotides. RefSeq lists its product as hypothetical. The record is from RefSeq and is a predicted model, not a curated record. The transcript is spliced from 3 exons. Lineage: Eukaryota; Fungi; Ascomycota; Eurotiomycetes; Chaetothyriales; Herpotrichiellaceae. Bases 1 to 873 code for a protein of 290 amino acids. Gene Ontology annotation, molecular function: oxidoreductase activity.
AUGGCGGCCAUCAAGGACUUUGACAGCCUGUUCAGGCUGGAUGGCAAGAUUGCCGUCGUUACUGGCGGCUCCCGCGGCAUCGGCCUGUACUGCGCGACCGCCUUCCUCCAGGCCGGCUGCUCCAAGGUGAUCAUCACGGCGCGCAAUGCCGAGAACCUCGCGCAGGCGGCCGCACAGCUCAACGCGCUGCCCAACAUCCGCGGCAGGGCCGUCAGCAUCCCCGCCAACGUCGGCCACACGGACCAGAUCGAGCAGUUUGUGCGGGACGUGCAGGCCGAGAUCGAGCGCGACGAGAGGCCCGGCCGCGGGUUGGACAUCCUCGUGGCCAACGCGGCGGCGAGCUGGGGCGGGCCGUUCGAGUCAUUUGAGGACUGGAAGAGCAUCAAGACGCUCGACUUGAAUGUCAGAGGCGUGUUUAAUCUGUGCAGGCUCGCGGCCACGCGCGCCGACCCGUCGCGGAUCCUGAUCACGUCGUCGGUGGGGGGCAUCGUGGUGCCGCACGUCGGCGAGCGCGGGGCCAUCAUGUACUCGGUGUCCAAGGCGGCGGCGCACCACCUGGGGCGCAACCUCGCGCUGGAGCUGGUGCCCAAGAACAUCACCACCAACGUCAUCGCGCCGGGCUUCUUCCCCAGCCGCCUGGCGAACCCGCAGAUCGACUUUUUGGGUGGCGAGGACGUCGUCGGCAGCCAGAACCCCAUGGGCCGUCUGGGCCGCCCGGACGACAUCGCCGGCCUCGUCGUCUUCCUGUGCAGUCGCGCGGGGAGCUACGUCAACGGAGAGGACAUCUCGCUCGACGGCGGCGCCAGGUUGAGGUCCGGCACCCACGCGGGGACCUUGGACGCGAGGGGCAAAGAGGCGAGCAAUAAAUUGUAA